GUUCCGAUUUCACUACCCAGCACUUCACGUCUAGCUAGCCUCCCUUGUCCUGCCUAGUCGCGAAUACCACCCGUCGAGCCUCGAUUUGAACCUCCAGCAAACGAACCACCUCACGGUCCACUUCGCGAUCCACUAGCUGAAGACGAUCAACUGAGUCUCUUUCGUCCUGCCGCUCUCCUAAAGUAUCUAUAUCAAGUAGCAUCUUUUUGCUUUCGAUAUUCUGAACAACGCUAGAGGCAGUUUCAGAGGCCUGGUCGCCCAACAUGGAGACACUCCGGGCCAUGUUUGCCAAACCGGACCCUCAGGCACAACUCCGAAAAUGCAACGCGCUUAUCCGCUCGAACAUUCGAAAACUCGAUCGAGACAUCGCCUCCGUCAAGCAAGUCGAAGCUAAGACGAAGAGCCUUAUCGUUCAAGCCGACAAGCGCGCCCAGCGAGAGCCACAGCGGGCCAAGCAGGCGCAAAAAGAGGCGCGCGACUUUGCCAGGGAACUGAUCCGAGCGCGGAAAACGAGCAAUCGUUUGGUGACAUCCAAAGCACAGCUCAACAGCGUUCAGAUGCAGGUCAACGAGGCCUUUGCCGUCCGCAAGAUAGAGGGGAGCAUCCGUGCCAGCGUUGGCGUUAUGCGUGAUAUCAACUCGCUCAUCCGUCUUCCCGAACUUGCCGGAACCAUGCAGGAGCUUAGCGUUGAACUCAUGAAGGCGGGCAUUAUCGAGGAGAUGGUUGGCGAGAGUCUCCCCGAGGACAUGGAUGGUCUCACUGAGGACGCCGAAGGCGAAGGCGAAAUCGACAAGGUUCUCGGCGAAAUCCUCAAGGACCGUGGCCCCGCUGCCCGCGAAAAGCUUCCCACCGUCCCUGUCUCCCAGGAACCCAGGCCAGUCGAGGCCGAAACCGCUGCCGCGCAGGAAGAAGACGAGGAGGACGCAGAGGCUAUGAUGAGCCAAAUGCGCGAAAGGCUGGAGGCACUUCGGAGCUAAGACUGGGCUUGAGAGUGUUUUGUGGCUGCUAUUUGCCAUAUUUCCCUUCAUUUUCGAGGUGUACACGCAUAUACUGAUAUACGCAAGUUCUGUUUGCAGGGUGCCCGGCGUUAUGGGACUGGGCUGGAUUGUGCAUUUUUCGGACGUUUUUACUGUUUUCCCAUUUGGUUGCCCAGCCAUGGAGGGGAGCAGAACUCGGAGAUGAGAACAAAAAGCGACAAGGCAGCGAAGGGUGCCUCUGCGUGCGCUGACAUCUACUAGUCGCUACCUUACCGACUGAUUUUGUCAUCGCGCUUCUUAUCAGAUGGAUGGUUUAUUCACGAUGCUUCGGCACUCCAGCGUCUAUAGAUUCCAUUGAUCCGAUCGGCAGACUCUGAGGCGUCGCAUUGGAUUUGGAUGUUUAAAAUCUUCUCUUUCGUCAAGCGACCAUGGCUGCGAUCGUAAGCGGGCGAG
Messenger RNA from Sodiomyces alkalinus F11, 1430 nucleotides. Its product is annotated as vacuolar protein-sorting-associated protein. The record is from RefSeq and is a predicted model, not a curated record. The coding region runs from base 264 to 977 and encodes 237 amino acids. The transcript is spliced from 2 exons. Gene Ontology annotation, cellular component: multivesicular body; ESCRT III complex. NCBI's taxonomy places the organism in Eukaryota, Fungi, Ascomycota, Sordariomycetes, Glomerellales, Plectosphaerellaceae. Gene Ontology annotation, biological process: protein transport; endosome transport via multivesicular body sorting pathway; late endosome to vacuole transport.